GCCGGAGGGCGGCUUCUGCCGCGUGCACACCCGGAAGCUCAGCCGCCGCAGAGCUCAGGGCCGGGGGAGGUGUCGCCGCCGCCACUGCCGCCGCCUCCUCAGUCAUGCCGAAGCACGAGUUCUCCGUGGACAUGACCUGUGAAGGCUGCUCUAACGCAGUCACUCGGGUUCUCAACAAGCUGGGAGGAGUUCAAUUUGACAUUGACCUGCCCAACAAGAAGGUCUGCAUCAACUCUGAGCACAGUGUGGACACUCUGCUUGAGACCCUGGGGAAAACAGGAAAGGCCGUUUCCUACCUCGGCCCCAAGUAGCGAGAGCCCGGGCCCCCAGCCUGCAGGAUGGACCACAGCGGGCAGAGUGAACGGAGAUGACAUAUGCACACAACGGGUACUCAGCUUGGCUACGGCUGUCAUCGUUGCAAGAGCUUUGGGAAGAAGACCUGGCUGGUCAUCCAGCCCGAUGUCCACGUCCCCCCACCCCCACUCUUGAUGGUGGGGUCCCCCAGCCUUGGCCUGCACACCACCCCUGAGCGGGAACGCCACGAGCAGCUGGCUCCACUCUGGACAGUGCUCUGGGGGAGGUUCUGGUGUUGAGCCCAGCCUCACCUCCCUGGCACUUCUCACAGCUGAUGCUGGGUUUGUCCUGAUACUCAGAGGCAUCAGCCCAGCCGCUCCCCAUGCUGGCUCCUCAGAGGCAGAACACGCUCUCCCUCUCCCAUCCCUGGCCCCCUCCCCGGCCUACCCCUUCCUCAGGGACGGCGCUGGAGUUAUCAGACCACCUGGUCACUAGCCUUUUCGUUAAUGCCUCCCCCCCCCCCCCCGCCCCCUCCUUGGCUGCACAUCACGGCAGGCAGGAUCUUAGUUCCAAGACGAGCCCAGGGUUCCAACCCGUGCCCCCUGCAGUGGAAGUGUGGAGUCCUAACCACGGGACCACCAGGGAAGUCCUCGUUGAUGUCCUUUUGAUAGUGGAAGCGGAGAAAACACGAAGAGGCCAAGCAGCCCUGGGCCCCCACUGCUCCUAGACCCGGUCGCACAGUUCCCGGUGUACCAUGGAGGGAUCUGGCCUGAGUCCAGAGAGCACAAGGUCCUCACGCAGGGGAACCUGGGCAGGUUACACAAUCUCCCCUCAUCCGGAAACUGUGGCUCCGCCCUGGAUGGCAGCUACGUCACAGGUGAGGCUCGGGAUGCGCAUGCGCGUGCGGCAGGGGCCGGGUCAGUGCUGGCGCGUAGCUUUACAUUUUGGGGAGCGUGUCCCUGAAUUCUAUGGCUCCCUAAAGGGAGACUGAAGCUGCCUGGUCAGGCGCCCCACCCCCAACACACACAACACACAUCAGACCUGGCCCCUCCCUUGCUCAGUCACUGCCCCUCCCAGGGUCCAAUUUGGAAAUCGUCCUCCCCGAGGCACCGCUUGUGGGUAUCUAACUCCUUUUUUUUUGGUCUAAACAGAAGCUGUGGUUCCCUCUGUGUUCUUGGUUAAGUAGAGAGGCCAGAAAAGCCAUUGAAAUGGUAGGAAGGGCUAGAGGGAGAGGUGGAAGGCUAGAGGCUGGGGAAGCAGCCGGGAAUCUCUGAGAGCUUCACGGGCCCUCCAGGGUGGAGACACAAGCUCCCCAGACCCUGCCACCAUCGCCUCAGGCCUCUGCCUCUUCCUCUGACCAAACUCCGGAGAUGGCGGAGGCCUCGAGGAAUUCUAAAAUGUUAGAACUGGACGAAUCUUUAGAAAGAAAAAGUCCUACUGCCUCAUUUGGUGGUGGUAUUAUAUUACUAAUGGAAAUAUCUAACUGAUGAUGAUGAGACAGAAUAAUUAGAAAAAAAUAAAACAAUCUCAUUUAUAAAUCACUCCCCCCAUUAUAAUCUCUACCUGACAAAGGAAGUCCACUUAGCUUUUUGGUGUCUUUCCUUCCCGAUCCUUUUUUAGGCUUAUGUAAAUAUAUGUAAGUAAACAUAAAAGGCAAUAUACUGUAGCAUUUCAAAGCUCAGACUCUGGAGUUAGACUGCAGGGUUUUUUUGUUUUGUUUUGUUUUUUAAUUUAUUGUUUUUGAGAACUUUUAUUGAAAUACAGUUAACCUACAAUAAACUGCAUGUAUUUUUUUUUUAAUUUUUUUAUUUUUUACAAUAAACUGCAUAUAUUUAGAGUGUACAAUUUGGUAUCCCAAUCUCCCAAUUCAUUCCCCCCCAACCCUCCCUGCUUUCCCCACUUGGUGUCCAUGUGUUUGUUCUCUGCAUCUGUGUCUCUAUUUCAGACGGCAGGGGUUUAAAUCCCAGUUCCAUAUGUUACCAGCAAGUUAUUUAACCCACCUAGAUCACUGUUUCCUCAUCAGUGAAUUGGAGAUCAUUGCCUUCAUGUCAUAGGGUGGUUCUGAAAAUUAAAUGAGCUAAUCCCCAAAAAUCAUUUAGCAGAGUGGCUGCUGUGUAGUUAGCACUCAAUAAGCGGUUUAACAAUUUUAUUAGUAUUGGUAUUUUGUAAACUUCUUUCACUAAAUAGUUCCUAGAUACAUUUUCAUCUCAAAUAUGUGUGUUAUCUGUGGCUCUUCUGCAUUACAAUGGCUGAGUUAAAUCGUUGCAACAGGGACCAUAUGGCCCUCGAAGUCUAAAAUGUUUACUAUCUCGCCCUUUAUAGAGAAAUUUUAUCAAUCCCUGGUCUAGAUCACUGAUUUCAAAUUGUAUUCUAUGGAAACCUAAGGUUCCUACAGGUACCGCAGGGGAAAGAAGAGUAGAUGGUGGGGCUCCAGGCUCCCAGCCCCUUUCUAUCAAGACUGAUCCUCUUAUUUCUUAAGGUUAACUAUUCGUUCUACCAAACGUAAGGAAGAAACUACCAGUUCUCUAUGAUCUCUCUCAGAAGAUAGAAGCAGAGGGAAUACUUCCUAAUUCAUACUAUGAGGCCAACAUUACCCUAAUCCAAAACUAGAUGACGACAUUACAAGAAAACAAAACUAUAGACCUAUAUGUCUUAGAAACAUAGACGCAAUAAUCUUCAACAAAAUGUUAGGAAAUCAAAUCCAACAACGUAUAAAAAGAUUUAUACACCACUACAGGUAUGCAAGCCUGGUUCAACAAUUGAAAAUCAAUUAAUGUGAUCUAUCACAUCAAUAGGCUAAAAAAGAAAAAUCAUAUGAUCAUAGCAAUAGAUGCAGAAAAGACAUUUUACAAAAUCCAACACUCAUUCCUGAUUAAAAACUCUCAGUAUCCUCACUUGAUAAAGAAUAUCUACAAGAAACCUAUAGCUAACAUUAUACUUAAUAGUGAGAAACUCUAAGCUGUCUCACUAAGAUCAGGCACAAGGCAAGGAUGUCCCCUCUCACCACUGCUUUUCAACAUUGUACUUUAAGUUCUUGUAAUGCAAUAAGGCAAGAAAAGGAAAUAAAAGGUAUACAGAUUGUGAAGGAAAAAAUAAAACUGUGUUUGUUUGCAGCUGACAUGAUUGUUUAUGUAGAAAAUCCAAAAGAAUUGGGGUUCAAAAAACUUUCAGGUUGGUGAACACAUCCAUGUACCGGGAGGGCAGUGUACCCCAAUUCCAUGGGGACAGAACUUCGCUCUUUCACCUGGAACUCUCCCAGACCUCACCUCUAUGUAUCUCUUCAUUUGGCUGUUCAAGUGUAUCUUUUAUCAUUUCCUUUAAUAAACUGGUAAACAUAGUGUUUCCUUGAGUUCUGUGAGCUGUUCUAGCAAAUAAUCAAAUCCAAAUGGGAGGAGGUCAUGGGCACCUCCUAUUUGUAGCCAAGUCAGACAGAAGUUGGGGGUGACCUGGGGACCUACUUCCUGCAACUGACAUCUGAGUAGGAGGUGUCUCCUGGGACUGAGUCUUUAACCUGAUGCUAUCUCCACGUAGGGAGCGUCAGAAAUGAGUUAAAUUGUAGGACACCCAGCCAGUGUCACAGAAUUUGCUUGGUGUGGGGAAGUAACACACAUUUGGUGACCAGAAGUGUCAAAAGUGUCUUGUGUGACAGUAAAGGAGAAAUACACAGGAAGAGAACUGUAGAGGGUUUUUUUGUCUGUUUGUUCGUUUUUGGCUGUGCUGCGAGGCAUACGGGAUCUGAGUUCCCCGACCAGGGAUCAAACCCGUGCCCCCUGCAGCGGAAGCAUGGAGUCCUAACCAC
Messenger RNA from Hippopotamus amphibius kiboko, 4093 nucleotides. RefSeq names its product antioxidant 1 copper chaperone (gene ATOX1). Gene Ontology annotation, biological process: copper ion transport. The transcript is spliced from 4 exons. Gene Ontology annotation, cellular component: cytosol. The coding region runs from base 105 to 311 and encodes 68 amino acids. Lineage: Eukaryota; Metazoa; Chordata; Mammalia; Artiodactyla; Hippopotamidae. The record is from RefSeq and is a predicted model, not a curated record. Gene Ontology annotation, molecular function: copper chaperone activity; metal ion binding.